Hyaloscypha bicolor E is the source of this 914-nucleotide messenger RNA. RefSeq lists its product as uncharacterized. The coding region runs from base 390 to 677 and encodes 95 amino acids. The record is from RefSeq and is a predicted model, not a curated record. The transcript has a single exon. NCBI's taxonomy places the organism in Eukaryota, Fungi, Ascomycota, Leotiomycetes, Helotiales, Hyaloscyphaceae.
CUUUCUAUAGCAUACCAGGAGCAGUUACGGAUCCUAUGGUCUGAAGAGCAGUAGCAGAUCCCACGGUUAGCCCGUAUGGUAGACCGCUGCUUGAUGUAUAAGCGUAUCCGGCCGAUAAUCGACUUCCCUCUCGAUCGGACGAAUCUACGGGCGUAUACGUGCUUCGCGUGCCACGAGCGACGACGCGACUCUUACUGCGAGCAGAGAGGGAAGCCGGUUUCGCAAGACGGGCGGGCACGGAGGCUAAUACGGGCCCGACAGGUCGUUGAGAAGGCUCUCCGGGCACGAUUAUAACGGGAGAGAGCCCGGGAGCGGUGGUUAGAGAGAAAGAGAGAGUGGGAGGUGGGGCCUUGAACGGGAGGUUUGUAUAAGGAGAGUUAGAGAGCUUUAUGCUCCAGGACGAGCAUUGGAUUGGGCCCUUAAGCGAGGAGGACUUUACGACCUUAGAGGAGAGCUGGAAGGGCGUACCGAGAGCGGGAGAGGGUCCAACGGGCUUACAAGAGCUCCGUACGGCCUUCUACAAAAAGAAGGAGUACUCUACGGCUGCGAGCUGGCGCUGGAAGAGCCCGUACCGGCAUUGGGAAGGCUGGGAGGGUCCGCAAGAGGAAGAGGAAGAAGAGGGUACGGAGAGCUGGGAAGGGUCUGCGGGCAGGGGGGAGUAUUGGGAAGGCUUGUAAGGAGAGGAAGAGAGCUGGGAGGGCCAAAGUAGCCUGUAAGAGAGCCGGGAGAGCUCUAUAGCCCCUAUAAACGGCCCGCAAGACUGCCCGCAAGACUAGUACUGCUCCUCUUGUAAUCAGAAGAGGCCCCUUAUAGACUUUGGCCGAUUCUCUACUUGUAAUGCGUGCCGGCAACGUAAUAAGAAGGCAAACCAGGCGCGGCACGCGAAGCAAAAGGCUCUCUUAAAUAAACCCUCU